AUGAUGGAGAUCGACGUGCCAUUGCCGCCAGCGGUGAUCAACUUACCAUGGGUGGAAAAAUAUCGUCCUGAAUCCUUGACUGAUAUGAUAUCUCACGAGGAAAUCAUCAAGACACUCACUCGCUUUGUAAAAUCGGACAAGCUGCCACACUUGUUGUUCUAUGGGCCUCCUGGUACUGGCAAAACUAGUGCCAUACUAGCAGUGGUUAACACAAUGUACUCGGAUAAACAGCGCAAGUCGAUGGUUCUCGAGCUCAAUGCCUCAGAUGAUAGAGGUAUCGGUAUAGUGAGGGACGAGAUCAUAACAUUUGCGCAAACGAAAUCACUCCAGAGAGAUAAAGAGACGACAGAUUUGAAGUUUGUUAUUCUUGAUGAAGCUGAUGCCAUGACAAAGGAUGCACAGAAUGCGCUGAGGCGAGUCAUAGAAAAGUACACCUCAAAUGUUCGUUUCUGUAUAAUUUGUAACUACCUCUCUUCUAUAAUUCCUGCCAUCCAGUCUCGAUGUACUCGAUUUCGAUUUGCCCCUUUGUCUAUGGAUCACAUCCUGCCGAAGCUUAAUUAUGUGAUUGCGGAGGAGAAGCUUACGGUCACUGAAGACGGUAAACAAGCGCUACUGAAGCUGUCAGGGGGUGAUAUGCGUCGUGUUCUGAACGUGCUUCAGAGUGUGGCAAUGGCUUCUUCGACAAUUGAUGAGACGACUGUUUACGAAUGUGUGGGACAACCUACACCUAAGCACAUUGAGAAGAUUUUGCAAAUUCUUAUGAAUGACUCGUUCGCUUCAUGUUGCCGAAAGUUGGAGAAAGAAUGCGGUGGAGAGGGCUAUGCUUUGGUAGACGUGCUUUCACGGUUGCACGAUGUUAUAUUUCAAUUGGAUCUGCCUGCAAAUGCAAGUUUUUUUUUCUGUAUUUCGGAAGACAACAUUAUCUAUGCCAGUGUGAUGAUAUGCUUGAUUUCUGCACUUGCUGACACCGAGCAACGUCUGGCGGUUGGUGCUUCGGAUCGCAUACAGAUAGGAGGUCUAGUAGGAGCAUUCAUGCAAGCUCGUAGAAUGAUCAAGGAAGCUGCUAAGAGCUAG
Molecule: messenger RNA, 1074 nt
Organism: Ostertagia ostertagi
Lineage: Eukaryota; Metazoa; Nematoda; Chromadorea; Rhabditida; Trichostrongylidae
Source: the annotation of a GenBank genome assembly